Messenger RNA from Rhizophagus irregularis DAOM 181602=DAOM 197198, 183 nucleotides. The record is from RefSeq and is a predicted model, not a curated record. Lineage: Eukaryota; Fungi; Glomeromycota; Glomeromycetes; Glomerales; Glomeraceae.
AUGAAUGUGAAUAAGGAAUUGGAAUCUUUGUGUAGAUAUUUAGAGAAAGAGGAAUGUUUUUCAAAAAGAGUUAAGGAGGAGAAUAGGGAAUUAAAUGAAAAGAAUAUAAAUGAAAAGCGAGUGACUAAGAGUCCAAAAGAAAGGGAAUGCCAGAAGAGAUGGGGAGUGGAAGAUCGAGAAUAA